CGUCGGGCGGGAGGGGCUGAUGGCGGCCAUCGGUGUUCAUUUAGGCUGCACCUCUGCCUGUGCCGCCGUGUACAAGGAUGGCCGAGCCGAUGUGGUGGCAAACGACGCCGGGGACAGGGUGACUCCUGCGGUCGUCGCUUUCUCGGAAAACGAGGAGGUUGUUGGCCUGGCUGCAAAGCAAAGUAGAAUAAGAAAUAUUUCAAACACUGUGGUGAAAGUAAAGCAGAUCCUUGGGCGAAGCUCUGGUGACCCACAGGCACAGAAGUUUAUUGCAGAAAGCAAAUGUUCAGUAACUGAGAAGAAUGGAAAAUUUCAAUUUGAAAUAGACAAUAAACUUAUUAACCCAGAAGAUGUGGCAAAAUUGAUUUUCAGUAAAAUGAAAGAAACUGCUCAGUCUGCAUUGGGCUCAGAUGUAAAUGAUGUUGUUAUCACUGUACCAUUUGAUUUUGAAGAGAAUCAGAAGAAUGCCCUCGGGGAAGCAGCUGCAGCUGCUGGUUUUAAUGUUAUGAGAUUAAUUCAUGAACCCUCUGCAGCUCUCCUGGCUUAUGGAAUUGGCCAAGAUUCACCCACUGGGAAAAGCAAUGUGUUGGUUUAUAAACUUGGUGGAACAUCACUUUCUAUCACAGUCAUAGAAGUAAACAGUGGAAUAUAUCGUGUGCUUGCCACAAACACAGAUGACAGCAUUGGUGGAGUUUGUUUCACAGAGGCUCUAGCACAACACUUAGCUUCUGAAUUUCAGAGGUCUUGUAAACAUGAUAUCAGAGGGAAUCCCAGAGCCAUGAUGAAGUUAAUGAACAGUGCUGAUGUUGCAAAGCAUUCUUUAUCAACCCUGGGAAGUGCAAAUUGUUUUGUAGAUUCAUUGUAUGAUGGAUUGGAUUUUGAUUGUAACGUGUCUAGGGCCAGGUUUGAACUUAUCUGUUCCUCACUUUUUAGUAAGUGUGUAGAAGCAAUUAAAAAGCUGUUGCAGCAAGUUGGAUUUACAGCAGAUGAUAUUAAUAAGGUAGUUCUUUGUGGUGGGUCUGCUCGAAUCCCGAAGCUACAGCAACUGAUCAAAGAUAUUUUCCCAACUGUUGAAUUACUGAAUUCAAUUCCUCCAGAUGAAGUUAUUCCCAUUGGUGCAGCCAUAGAGGCAGGAAUUCUACUAGGGAAAGAAAAUCCUUUAUUAGAAGAAGAAGCACUUUUUAUUGAGUGUUCUGCCAAAGAUAUUCUUCUUAAGGGAGUAGACGAGUCAGGGGCUGACAAAUUCACAGUGCUGUUUCCAUCAGGGACACCACUGCCAGCUCGAAGGCAGCACACCCUGCAUGCUCCUGGAAGUGCUGCUUCUGUAUGCCUUGAACUGUAUGAGUCACUGGGGAAAGGUCCUAUGAAUGAAGACUGUAAAUUUGCACAGAUUAUACUCCAGGAUUUAGAUAAAAAGGAGGAUGGCCUACAUGAUAUACUGACUGUUCUCACUAUGAAAAGGGAUGGAUCCUUGCAUGUUACCUGCACAGAUCAAGAUACUGGAAAGUGUGAAAUCAUCACUGUUGAAGUGGCAUCGUAGUCUUUCAAAAAGGAACAUUUUUCUAAGUUGAUUUUUGUCUCUUGGCUUUUCUACCAAAGUGGUGACUCUUUGAGAUGUCUUUUAGUCGUCUAAGAAUCAUUAUAAACUCAAACAAAACAUAAAUUUGCCACCAAGUCUGGAGUGGAAAGUGUGAUGCAAAGUGUUAAUCAGGACAUCCAGACACUGGAGCACUGAAUUACCAGCACUGGAUUUAAAAAAUGCAAAGGGUAAAUCCUUGUGCCUCUGGUUUAGCAACAAGUGUAUUACAUGGCCUAUAGAGAUUUUUCCUUGACCUGGUCAGGUUGUGUAUGUAUCAGCCAGUGUAUCUAUGGCUUCAGGAGAUUAGGAUUUGAACCAGUAAGAGCUAGACUGGAGAAAAUCCACUCUCUUAAUUGUACCAAAUUGUACUGAAAUCCUGUGUGGUCUUUGCCUUAAACUGUGGAGGUGAUGCCUAUUUGCGCUGUCCUCUUGAGCAGGAUUUCUUUUUUUUCUUGAUUUUAAUACAAGAUGGUUUUGUGGUGUCACCUCCAAAAUGUGAGUUAAGGGUUAUAUGUGCUUAUUUAUGUUUAUUAAUAAAAAGACAUUUUUUAUGUAGA
Calypte anna (Anna's hummingbird) is the source of this 2136-nucleotide messenger RNA. It is a transcript of the gene HSPA14, whose product is annotated as heat shock protein family A (Hsp70) member 14. NCBI's taxonomy places the organism in Eukaryota, Metazoa, Chordata, Aves, Apodiformes, Trochilidae. Gene Ontology annotation, biological process: protein refolding; cellular response to unfolded protein. Gene Ontology annotation, molecular function: ATP-dependent protein folding chaperone; ATP binding; misfolded protein binding. The transcript is spliced from 14 exons. Gene Ontology annotation, cellular component: ribosome; cytoplasm. The coding region runs from base 20 to 1540 and encodes 506 amino acids. The record is from RefSeq and is a predicted model, not a curated record.